AUGUUUUUUGAACGAUCGGUAUGUUGUUUUAGACCAUUAUUGCAUUGUUUAUUUAGAUUUUUGGGCAAAUGUUUGGAUUCAUCACUGCUAAAGUCUCUCGCAAGAAGAUAGGACAUGAAGAAUGUUUCCGCAGACACCAAGCCAUCACCAAGUACACCUCUUCCAUGGAAAAUGGAUUGGCCUCCUGGCUCCCGCUUCACAUUACUGAUCCCAUACGGCCCUCUUUAGGGCCACAUAUUACACUGGUUAUUUUUUACCCUGUUUUUGAUGUUUUAGGUAAAAAUAAAUAUGUUUAUUCGAAUUGAUCAUAUUUUAGGUGGUUUGCAGCGUAUGAUAAAGGAUUCUCGACGAGUUCUUUCAUGUUUUCGAAUCGUAUUUCCCAAGAUUAA
Messenger RNA from Bursaphelenchus xylophilus (pine wood nematode), 389 nucleotides. NCBI's taxonomy places the organism in Eukaryota, Metazoa, Nematoda, Chromadorea, Rhabditida, Aphelenchoididae. The record is from the annotation of a GenBank genome assembly.